AUGUCCGACUCGGAAUUCGACGAAGAUUUGAAGAGAGCUAUUGCUCUAUCUUUGGGACAAACUUCAUCGUCAUUACCAACUCGUGAGAAAAGUCUUAUUGAUCUUACUGUUUCAGAUGACGAUGAUGACCUCGAUGCACCUGUCGCAUCACACUUCAAAUUCGCACAAGCUGAUCCUAUUCACAAUACAAGCACGGAUGAAAAGGUUGGCACCAGUUCUCGUGUGCCCAGCCAGCCAAGCAGUACAGUGCUCAAUGGCUUGAACCGUAAGCAGAUGGAGGUAGAACGUAUAGCAAGAGUUCAAUAUAAGAGUAGGGCACCAGAUGCCAUUUCUAAGAAAAGGAAGGCUUCGAUUUCCUCGCCGGCAUCUUCACCCGGCGAACGUCGCCAGCCAAAAGCCUCUCGACUAGAGGCGACACUCAGUAGAGAGGCAGACGACGACGACCAAAACAAAUCUACGGAUCGAAACUCCACGAGUGGAGGAACAGGUCGCGCACUUGACAGAAUUUCCUCCGGAUUCACCGAAAGAGACCCAGAAACAGGCACUUCCGUCAUCACUGAAAAUUUACCCAGAGAUACUAAACCAGGAAGCGUCUCAGGCAUCGGUGUUCAAUUUCCUCAUGGAGUAGUGAAAAAAACUUGGGCUGAUGGCUUUCCCCGGGAGGAUGAUAUCAAAAUUGAAGAGGUUCUUCAAAGUGCGGACCUUACCCAUGCUUUAUUGAGCGCCUUCCAAAUAGAACCUGAUUGGAUUAUAUCAAAGAUAUCACCAGGAACAAAGGUUAUUUGGGUCUUACAAGCGAAAAAUGAAUCCGAAAAACUGAAUUAUCAAUCAUUAGCACCAAAAACCUUUCGAUUUUGUUUUCCCUCGAUGGAAGGUAACGUUGAUUGCAUGCAUUCAAAACUCCAACUCCUGGCGCAUCCUACACAUUUACGACUGGUCAUACCCUCGGCGAAUCUGACGCCAUAUGAUUGGGGAGAGAGCGGUGGAAUCGUGGAAAAUGUCGUAUUUUUGAUUGAUCUUCCAAGAUUGUCCGAUGGCGAGAAGGCGUCUGACGACCAGACAACACCAUUUUCAAAGGAAUUGUUUCACUUCCUUGGAGCUAUGGGACUGCCGCCUAAAACGUUGGAGAGUUUCAGAAACUUUGACUAUUCUAAUACGAAUCAUCUAGCACUUGUACAUUCCAUUGGGGGAUCCCAUUUUGGCCCGGAAUUGCAACGAACCGGCUACCCUGGUUUGGGCAGAUCUGUAAGCAGCCUUGGGCUGGAGACAGACCAACCAUUGGAACUUGAUUUCUUAACUGCUUCUAUUGGUAACCUUGAUGACCGAUUUCUCCGGACAAUAUAUUUGGCAUCACAGGGCGAUAAUGGAUACAAGGAAUACAAGUGGAGAACAGAGAAGCCCACAAGGUCCAAAACAGAGACCUUGUUGGAGAGACAACUCUCGGAAGAAAUUGGGCGCAGAUUCCGCGUGUAUUUUCCCAGCAAGCAAACAGUUAUAGAAAGCAAGGGUGGUACAGAUGCUGCUGGCACGGUUUGCUUUCGAUCAAAAUGGUACGACGCAACUAGUUUCCCCAGAAGCCUCAUGCGCGAUUGUCAAAGUUGUAGGAAGGGAUUAUUGAUGCACAACAAGAUGCUAUUUGUGAGAUCCCAGAAGACUCAAGAAAGUCCACGACCUAUCGCAUGGGCAUACGUUGGAAGCGCAAAUCUUUCCGAAAGUGCAUGGCAAGUCUUAUCCGUUUUCAUAUUGGGCCGUAUGGUGAAGGACCGAGCAACGAAAGAGCCUAAGUUGAAUUGCAGAAACUGGGAAUGCGGUGUUUUAUUUUCCAUCCCCGCUACCGAUUUGAAUGCAUUAGCUGCUGUCACUAAAUUGGGAAUACCGGCCAUGGAUGCUUUUCAUGGGUCCAUCCCCGUGCCCAUGGUUUUCCCGUCCCAUACCUGGGGAUCUCGAUUCUAUGAAACGUGUUCGCAGGGGAGAGUUCAUGAUAUUUCUACCCCUGACUUCGAAACACUGCAGAGAACCUCUUUACCCAGUAUUAUGGCUUAUGUUGCGAACGACGAAGAAAUUCACAGUCGUAUCAUGCCGACCCCUUGA
Messenger RNA from Sclerotinia borealis F-4128, 2091 nucleotides. The record is from the annotation of a GenBank genome assembly. NCBI's taxonomy places the organism in Eukaryota, Fungi, Ascomycota, Leotiomycetes, Helotiales, Sclerotiniaceae.